CGCAUCUCGGUUUGAGCAUACAAACAAGUGUUGUGAUUAAAGAGUUACAAUGUUGUCCAAAAGUUCAUUAUUAAUUUUGGCCUUAUUGGUCGCAAUCAGUGUUGCAUCUUGGUUACCACAAACACAAAAUUCUUACUAUCGUCCAGCACCAUAUGCUGUUGGUGGUUGUCUUGGUAAUUCAUCAAAUAAAUCACAUCAUUUGAUUGCUGGUAGUCGAUUACCUGGUGAUCGUUUGACUCUUCAGCAGUCUAUUGUCAAGACUUCAUCAUGGGCUCAAAUAACUAGUAUUGAAAAAAACUUCAACGUUAGUAGAUACGAAAGAAUAACUCAAGUUUUAGCUUGUGAUCAAAAAACUAAUGGAAAUGGUGCAUAUCCUUCAAUUAUCAAGGGUGGUCCUGGUGGCAGCAAUGUCACAAUUAAAUUCAAAAGUCAAAGAGGUCAUGGCAUCAACUUUGUCGUCUUAAUUUACUCUAGAAAUUAAAAAAAAAUAUUUUUAUAAUAAAAAUUUGAUAAAAAUCAUCAAAUUUUGGAAAAUUUAAAUAUUAAAUUUAUGCAAAUUUAAAAGAGAAAAAAAAAAUAAUUAAAUUGUGUAUUUUAAUGGGCAAAUAUUGCAAUAUUUAUUUCUUUAUUUUUUCAAAUGUGAAAAUUAUUUUUAUUUAAUUGGCAAAUAUUAACAAGUGUUUUUUUUUUUUUUUUUUUUUUUUGAAUAAAUAUUAUCUGAUAUCUUAUUUUAUCUUAUUUUUUUUGUUGUUCAAAUAUAUCAAUUCAGUUACUGCAAAUAUAACAUAUAAAAAAAAAAAAAAAAACUGAAAAAAAUUCUACUUUUAUUAUUAGUUGAGUAAUUGUUUUAUUUAUAUUGAUAUCAAACUGUUUAUAAACUAAAGUGUAUUUUUAUACUAGAAAAAAAAAAUCAACAAACGUCAUCGAAUAAAUUAUUAAUUUUUGGUCUAUAUAUUGCAACUUGAAAUAUACCUUGUAGUGUUGAUAAUAUCUUCUAGCUAAAGGGCGUUUCUUUUAGUUCGAAUUUUAUUUAUAGAAUGUUGUAAUAUAGCCAGGUUUUUUAUUUAACUCUUGUAUAAAAUCAAUGGGUUAACGUCAAACAGUUAUGGCAGUAUUUUUAUUUAAAAAUAAAAUAAAAAAACAACUAAAGUUUUCAUUUAAAAAUAAACACAAUUCUAAAAUAAAAAAAAUUAAUUAAUUAAUUAAACAGGUCAGCGUCUAGGGCAUUCUAUAAAUGAACAAUAUUGAUUUGUAUUUUUACAAAAAUAAAACAUUGUUAUAUUUUCAACUACUACAUAAUAAUUUAAUAAAAAAUUAUUGCAUGAAAAUUUUUUUAAAAAUAAAACAAAAAGAUAAAAAAAUAAAAAAUCAAUUGACUACAGAGAAUUGUAAGAAUGUCAUUAACUUGGUAACUUGUUAUUUUGUGAAAAUUCUUGAAUAAUUGAAGAUUGGAAAAUCUUGGGUGGGAAAAAUUAAUACAUAAAUCGUUGGUUCGCGCGAACAUGAUGGUACGAACUGUGAAAACUUGGUUCUGUCUAUAUAACGAAAAAGUUUAUCUUCUCGACGAUUGGGUAACUCUGUCUUCUCUCGGGGCGCGUACUUUUCUCGUUCCACAUUUUCAUCUUUAUUUGGACUCUAUUCUACCGAAUUGUCGGGAGGUGGGUGGUAAACGGAAGAACUGAAGAAGAUUGGGUUCCACGAUGGCAGUGCAAGCAAGGGCCAAGUGAAAAAUAAUAAUAAUAAUAAUAAUAAUAAAAAAAAAAAAAAAAACUUCCACCUACCCAGUCACCCAUUUUAUUUAUUUUUUUUAUUAUUAUUAUUUUUUUUUUCUUUUGUCAAAAUUUAGUAGAUGAGAGAAAACUAGGUCAACGUCAUACUGUUCUGAAAAAGUUGAUUGUUCAUUGCUCGAU
Aphidius gifuensis is the source of this 1910-nucleotide messenger RNA. Its product is annotated as probable salivary secreted peptide. The record is from RefSeq and is a predicted model, not a curated record. NCBI's taxonomy places the organism in Eukaryota, Metazoa, Arthropoda, Insecta, Hymenoptera, Braconidae. The coding region runs from base 50 to 481 and encodes 143 amino acids. The transcript has a single exon.